CAGUUUUCACUAUUCAGUAAAGUUGUACAGUUGUGAGUUGAGUUUUAACUUAUAAUUUUUUUUUUUAUUACCUCGUCUCCAUUUUUCUAAAUGUCGUUUAUUUUUGUAAAUUAAAAUUUCAAUUUUCCGUGCUCUAAGGGCGACGUCUUGUAAAUCAUAAUAAUGUACUUAAAUACCUGAAUUAAAUCAUGUUUGUGAUGGUGAUAUUGCAUGUAUAGUACCUAUAAAUGAAGUUAAAUCAAGAGUAUUGGGUAUCAGAACUACCCAAACCACUUACUCGUAUUCCUAUUACAGAAUUAGCAAUUCCAGGAUCUCAUGAUUCAUUUUCGUACACCAUCACACCACAUAGCAAAUUAGGGCCAGAUGCAUCGAGACUUGCAAAAUAUUUAAACUACCUAUUUGGACCUGCCAUGCGACGAUUCGUCUACAAAUGGUCUAUUACUCAAACAUGUGAUAUUCAAACUCAACUAUAUCUUGGAAUAAGGUAUUUUGAUUUAAGGAUGGCAACUAAACCAAAUGAUAGUAAUUUUUACACGGUUCAUGCACUUUAUGGUGAUCCAGUUAUGAAGGAAUUGAUGAAUAUUAAGGAAUUUUUGGUGACACAUACUAGAGAAAUUCUUGUACUGGAUUUUCAACAUUUUUAUAAUUUCUCAGAAGCUGAUCACAAUCGAUUAUCCUCCGUUUUGAAAUUACUAUUUUAUGGUAUGAUUUGUCCUUAUUAUUAUCCAAUUAAAAAGCUUAACUUGGAUUCAAUGAGAGCAAAUAAUUGGCAGGUGAUUAUAAUUUAUAGACAUUCUCAAGAUGAUAUAUUUUGGCCAUCUUCAUAUUGGCCAACACCAUGGCCACAAACCACAUCUUAUAAAAAGUUAAUUGGAUUUUUAGAAUGUGGUCUUAAAAAAAGAAAACAAAAUGCAGGAUAUGUAACUCAGUGUCUUUUUACUCCAGAUGUAAAGUUUAUAGUGAGAUAUUUUUAUUUAAAUCUUCAAAGUUGUUGUCGUCCAUUAAAUAUUGCAAUACCUAAAUGGAUAAAUAAUCAAAAAACAGGUUUUGAGCAUGGCGUGAACGUCAUAAUUGCAGACUUCAUUAACAGCAAUGGAUUUAAUUUCUGUGAUAUUGUUGUCCACCUGAAUUAUAAAUGUUUGGAAACUUUAAAAAAUACAACUGGUUUUGUAACAGAAUAAUU
This is a messenger RNA of Melanaphis sacchari, 1183 nucleotides long. Its product is annotated as PI-PLC X domain-containing protein 2. The transcript has 5 exons. Gene Ontology annotation, molecular function: phosphoric diester hydrolase activity. The coding region runs from base 228 to 1181 and encodes 317 amino acids. The record is from RefSeq and is a predicted model, not a curated record. Gene Ontology annotation, biological process: lipid metabolic process. NCBI's taxonomy places the organism in Eukaryota, Metazoa, Arthropoda, Insecta, Hemiptera, Aphididae.